This is a messenger RNA of Amphimedon queenslandica, 1427 nucleotides long. RefSeq lists its product as uncharacterized. NCBI's taxonomy places the organism in Eukaryota, Metazoa, Porifera, Demospongiae, Haplosclerida, Niphatidae. The coding region runs from base 59 to 1285 and encodes 408 amino acids. The record is from RefSeq and is a predicted model, not a curated record. The transcript is spliced from 3 exons.
CAAAGUGUGCAAGCCACACCUCCACAGCUACGUCAAAUUAACUCUGAAAUUGAAAUAAAUGGCUGACGACAUCCAGCAACUGCAGCCCACAAAUAUAUCAGUGGCUCUAACUGCCUCUGAGCCUGAUCCUGCCUCUUCAACGUUGGUCGUCACGACAAUUCGAAGCCCAGGGAUUUCAAUCCAAGGAGAAGGCCCUAGAUCCAGUCAUGCCACUAAUGGAGCGACGCCAAGCCUUGUAAAUGGAUCCUCUAGUAUAAGUAGAUCCCCCAGUACGUCUAUUCACGGACAAGCUCAGCAAGAGGAAAAUGCAGCACUUCAUAGAGAAACUACUCCACUGUUACGUGUAGAUCUAACUGGGUUUAGAGGAUGGAGAUCAGAUAAACUUAAAAUACGGAAGCUCCUGGUAAUAUUGUCAAUGAUUGCCGCUUAUGUCGUCGUGAUUUCCUUAAUUUUUUUCGGUUGUAUAUACGGUACCAUUAAACCAAUAUCACACUCGCUCUCAAAAGUCUCACCGACCAGUGUAGAGGUACUAAACCCUCUGCCGGGUACCGAUUCACUAGUUGAGUUACUAACGGUCAAUGGAUGGAAUAUUAAAGAUUACCUGAUGUGGGUAAAGUCUGACGAUGGCGAGGAUUAUAAUGUACUGAAAGUUUACGAAAUAGAGGAGAGGAAGACAAAUUGGAGUAAUGCAACUUACGAGAGCACACUAACAAACCAACCACUGCCGUUUUAUUACGCCUUAGCCGGUUCUGAAGUCGUUUUCAAAAUUUUUAGCAUCGAAGACGAAGAAAAUGGAGAUAGUGAAAUCACGGGAAAGAUUUCCGUUACAUUCCAGCUCCUUGACCAAAAUGAAGCAUCAUUUUGUAAGCAAACUUAUGAAGUUGAAGUGAACGAAAGUUUAGAUAUCAUCAAAACUUGUCGUAUUCCUCAAAAUGGCUACUAUAGUGUCUCGUACAUUGGUAGCAGCACUAAAGCUAUUACCAAUAUGACGUAUAAUACUUUGCUAUUUGACGUCAACGGCCUGAAACCCUCUUGCCUCUUUAAUCAAUACUCUAACUGCUCUCAAUACGUCUCCUUGGGCAAGAAACCGAUUCUUGUUUUGAAGUUUAAUCUGAGCCUUUCAACCUUCAACGUUAAUUUCUCGUUCACUCCAAGAAAGGAGCUAUAUUGGUUUGUUGUGGUCCCUAUUGUUAUCGCUUCUAUUGCAGCUGGUAUAUUGGCACUUUUGUGCUAUUGCCUUUAUUCACGUUUCGUCCAUCCUCGCAUUGACAAAACAUUUGAAUAAUAACUUUCAUUAAAUGGUACACAGUAUAACAAUAAUGUCAAAAAUCAUACUUAUAACAUAAUGUUCAAUUGUUCAGUGAAAUGCCUCUAUUCCUUGCUCUAUUGUUAUGUUGUUGUGAAUAGAUUGAUUAUUUUUAAUUAAA